This is a messenger RNA of Plasmodium adleri (nom. inval.), 5427 nucleotides long. RefSeq names its product conserved Plasmodium protein, unknown function. NCBI's taxonomy places the organism in Eukaryota, Apicomplexa, Aconoidasida, Haemosporida, Plasmodiidae. The transcript has a single exon. The coding region runs from base 1 to 5427 and encodes 1808 amino acids. The record is from RefSeq and is a predicted model, not a curated record.
AUGGUUACAUUGUCGACCCAAGAUGAAGAAGAUACGGACUAUUUACGAAAUACCAUAGAAGAAGAUGGAUUGUUAUUACUCGAAUGUACCUUAAAUAUGUUUGAUAUAAAUAUGAGUAAAGAUGUAUUUUGUAAAAUUAUUGAGAAUAUACAUAUAUCAUUGGAUAAUUUACAACAAUUAAAUAAAUAUUAUGAAUUUCUUUUUAUAUACACUGGAUUAAAUGAUUUAUAUGGAGACACAAAUUAUAUAUUUUUUAAUUUAUUAAUGAAAAUUAUAGAAAAAAUAAAUGUAAUUGAUAUUAUAUAUUUUUGUAUAAAACAUGAUUUCCAUAAAUCUAUAUUUGACGUGUUGUCAUCAAAUUAUUAUAUUGAUUUAUGUUUAUUUGAAAUGAAAAACAAUAUAUAUGAAUCAUUAUUUGAAUUAUUGAAUAUACUUAUAGACAAUAUUGAUAUAAUUAAAAAUGAUGAUAUAUCUUUAGAUUCACAAACGUUAUAUAAUAAAUUUGUAACAUACGAGUUAAAAUAUAUAAAUAAAGAUCAAUUGAAUCUUAUCACUUUAUAUAUAUGUCAAAAUAAAGAUAAUUAUCUUAAUAUCUUAAAUACAUUACACAUUUUUUGUUUAGAUAUAACAGAUAAUAUUUAUAAAAAUAUCUCCUCUCAUGACAAUGAUAUAUAUUAUUCAGGAUAUAAUACUAAUCAAUUCAUUUUUAUUAAAAAAUUCAUAUGGGACAAAAUUAAAACAUGCGAACAAGAAAAAAAUAAAAUUUUAUUACAUAACGAAAAAUUCAUGAACAUUUUUCAUGAACAAUGUAAUGAUAAAAAAAGAAAUAAUUUAUCACAAAAUUUUGAAAAUGUAAAUACAAACAAUUCAUAUCAAUAUUGGAAUAAAAAAGAAUAUAUUCAAUAUGAUAAUCUUUCUGAUAAUUCAACCAUAACAUGUUCGGAUAAAAAACAAAUUAGUGAAAUCACCUUAACAAGUCAGGUAAAAAAUGUGGACAAUUUUUUAUUUUUAUAUAAAUAUGAAGAAAUAAUAGUAUUAAUGAAAAGAAAAAAAGAUAAGAGCAUUGAAGAAAAUAUGAUGAAUAAUAAGAAUGAUAAUAUGGAAGAUAAUAAUAAGGUCAAUAAUAUGUAUAGUAAUAUGAAUGAUAAUAUGUAUAGUAAUAUAAAUGAUAAUAUGUAUAAUAAUAUUAAUGAUAAUAUGUAUAGUAAUAAUAAUGAUAAUAUGUAUAUUAAUAAUAAUGAUAAUAUGUAUAGUAAUAAUAAUGAUAAUAUAUAUAGUAAUACCAAUUCUGAAAUUACAAAAAAAAGUGCUGCAAAGAAUUCACAAGAAAUAUGUGCCUAUAAAAUUAAAUUUUUUUACAUUAAUAUAAAUUUAUUAAAAACUGUUGUGUGUAUUUUUUUGAAAUCACAGAAGGUUACACAAUAUAUGGAUGAACAUGUUUCUAAAAAAUUAAUUUAUUUUUUUAAUGAUACAUUGAAUGAUAUAAUGGAAUAUUUUUAUAAAGAAAAAAAGAAUCAAAAUAAAAAAACAGAUGAAAUUGAUGAUGUAUAUAUAUUUUUUUUUUUAUUUGUAGAUAUAUUUUAUAAUGAUAUAUUAAAAACGUAUAAUAAAUUAAUAUUAUAUUAUAACAAGAAUGUUGAAAAGGCUCCAAAAGAAACCAUGAUGUUUUAUAAAACGUUUAAUAAAAUUAUCGAUCAUAUAUGUAUAUAUAUAUAUAAUAAUAAAAUGUUUAAAGAAAUAUGUAAUGAACACAUUAGUAGAAAUAACGAAGAAAAUUGUGAAAAAAAAAAAAAUAAAACAUUUAUGUUUUAUACAGAACAAAAAGGACAAUCAUUUUUUAAUUAUUUUGAAAAUGUAACAUAUUAUUUGUUAUUUUAUUUAUUCUAUAUAAUAUUAGAAGAAACAAAUAAAAUGAAUAAUGAAAUAUUCCUUUUUUUUGUAUGUCAACUUAUAAAUAACGAAGAAGAAAAAGAAGAAGUGAAAGAAGGAGAGAAGGAAUUAUAUGAAAAUUUAAUAAAAAAUGAAAGUAAUAAAAAUAAUGAAAAUAAUAAAAAUAAUGAAAAUAAUAAAAAUAAUGAAAAUAAUAAAAAUAAUGAAAAUAAUGAAAAUACUUUGGGUUGUUUAAAAAAUAAUACAAACAAAUUUAUUUUAGAUAUAAUUGAAGUGGAUCCUAUAUUUUUAUUUACAUAUAAAGAAGAAAUAAAAAAUAAAAGUAUAAAUCGUGUUAUAACCAUAUUUAUAUUUCUUCAAAAGAAGAUAAACAAAUUUUUUUCAUUUUUUAAGUACAUUUUUUCUUACAUAUAUGAUGAUGUAGUUAAAAUGAAACAUGAAAAAAAGGAAAAAUGGAAUAGAAAUCAAUUUUUAAAUACGUUUAUAAUUCUUUUGAAAAAUAUAAAAUAUAUAAUAAUAGAUAUAUUUAUUAAAUAUAUGGAUAUGUUAUUAAUAUAUAAAUAUUAUUUCAAAAAAGGAAAUAAUAAAGAUGAAAAAAAUGUUCCAUAUUAUGAUGAAUUCUUAUUGUAUAUGAAAUCGGUGCAAAAUAUUUUGUUUACUAUCCUUCCCUUUUCAUCUAAUGAUAUAAUAAAAAAACUGAGCACAUCUUACACAAACAAAUGUAAGUUAAUCAAGUAUAAUAUGGGUAGAAACCAUUUUGUAUCCUUCAAUAUAUCUUUGUAUGGUAUAGGCAACAACAAAAAAAAUGAUUCUGACAAAUAUUAUUUGAACAGUGGUUGUACUAAUAAUUAUGAAGACGUAUUUUUUGAUAUAGGGUAUGAUCUAAAAAAUAAUAAAACAGUGAAUAAUAUCUACGACAUAUACAAUGGAAAUAAUCUAAAUAAAAUGAAUAGAUUGAAUUAUAUAGAUAGUAUGAAUCAUAUUAAUAUUGAUACUAAUCGUGUUUUACAACAUAUGAAUUAUAUGAACAGACCAAAUAUAUUUUGUUUUCAAGAGAAUAUAGAAGAUAUAAAUAUAAAAUUAGGUACAUAUGAACAUUUUCUUAAUGAAGAAUAUAAUAAUAAAAGUUUGAACAAUAGUAUAUCAUGUGAUAAGAAUGAUGAUGAAAAAAAUAAUAAAAUUUAUUUUGAGAAACAUAUAAUUCUUCUAAAUGUGAUGAGUAUUAUUUUAUUAAAUAUAAUGGAAGAAUGUGUAAAUAACAAAUAUAAAUAUGUUUGUUUUACAAAUAGUUAUGUUCAUAUAAUAAUGAUGAGAAUAUUAAAUAUUGUUCAUAGUAAUAGUUAUAAUUAUAUGAACAUAUAUGAUUAUCAUGUAUAUGAUAUAGAUAAUGUUAUAAAUAUAAAUGAAAAGAAAAAUGUUCUGGAUAUAUUUUUUCAAUUCCCUUAUGAAAUAUUAUGUCGUAUAAUAAUUAUACAAUUAAAAUUUUUUGCAAACAAAACAUUAAAUAAUUAUAAUAUAUUUACUGUGCUAGUUGAAUAUAUUUUUUAUAUUAGUUCAGAGGUUAAUCCUUUUUUUUUCUAUAUAUCUAGAUAUAUGUGGGACAUGUUAUCUUUUUAUAUGAAUAAAGAAAAUGAUAUGGAUAGUCUAUCAUCUUUAGUAAAUAUUAUAUUUCAUUUAAUUUCUCAGAAGAAUAUCAGAACAAAUCAUCAUAAUAAUAAUUAUGAGAAUGGAAAUAUAAUUUGUAGUACUUCUAAUGUUGAUGAUUCUAAGAUAUUUAAGAAUGAACAUAAUAAUAAAUAUUUUGACAGUAAAAUAAAAAGUAAUAAUAAACAAUUUUUAUUAUAUUCCUUUUUAAGAAAACAAUUUUUUUUGAAUAAAAGCGGAAAAAAUUAUAUAUACUUCUUAGGCUUGUUUUUAAAAAAUAUAACAUCUUCUGAUUUAAUACAAACAGUUAUGAAGAUAUUUAUUUAUAAAUAUCAUAUGAAUUUGCAGUAUACCUUAAAUAUAUUAUUAUUAUAUUUAAAUGCAUUUGAGAAGAAGGUCGAGAAGCAUGAAAAUAAUGGAUUGAAACAAAAUAAAAAUGGAAAAGAAGAGGAUGUAAGUGUAUAUAUAGAUGUAGAGAAUAACAUUAAAGGAAAUCUACAAAUAAAACAGUUUGAUAAUUAUAAUAUUAUGGGUCAUCAAGCAUUUUAUGAAUCCGAAUUAAACACAAAUGAUGAUAGUGAUGAUAUAAAAAAUGUAAAUAGUAAGAUAUUAUUACAUAAUGGAGACAAUCAAAAAAAAAAUAAUAUAAAUGAUAUAAAUUAUAAAAAUAAUAUUGAUGAAAAUAAAAUUAUAUCACUAUAUAUAUAUUUUGAUAUAAUAAAUAUAUUUCCUCCUAAUUUUUUUGAGUGUAUUAAUGAAAUAAAUUUAAUAAAAGAUAUACAGAAUAUAUUUAAUUUAUUAAUAUAUUUACAUGAGGAAUAUAUAUUACUUGAGAAAAGAAAUAUGAAAUAUAAAUAUUCUAAAAUUUUUAAAAAGAUCAAAAAACAAAAUAUAAAAGAUUAUCCAUUGUAUUAUUAUAAUAGUGCUAAGAUGUAUUUCCCUUUAAUUAUAUCAUCAUUAAUAUCUCAUUCUUUUUUUUUUAUUAUGCACCAGUAUUCGAAUUUUAUAUUACCUAAUUUUCAUAUAAUAAAUUUUUAUCAAAAAUUUUUUAGUAAUAAAUAUUUAUACACAUUAUGUGAUAAUAAUGUGUAUCUGAAAAUAUUGAAUGAAUCAUUUAUAAUAUGUAUGAACAUAUUAAAGAUAAAAAAUGAUCAACAGGAGGAAAAGCAAGGUAAUAAUAUUAAUAUGAAAGUUGAUAACGAAAAUUUGACAAAUGAGGAUAAACUAUAUGAGUAUAGAGAUAUAUCAGAUGAUGAUAAAACGUUAAUAAGUCAUAAUAAUAAUAAUAGUAAUAAUAACAAUUUUGAUAAAACUUCAGAGUGUGUGAAACCCAAAUGUGAGGAGAAGAAAGGAAGAAAUAUUUUAUAUAAUGAUAUCAAUAGAAUAGAUAUCAAUAUAAUAUCAUGUCUUUUUAAAGUUUAUAUAAUAUUUCUUAAAGAUUAUAGUUCUUUUUUUCUUUCUUCUAUAAUGGUAUUAUUAAAAAAUAAUAUAAUUUUAUUAAAUGAUAUAUAUUUUAUGGAUAUAUAUAAAACAAUAUAUACUUAUUUACAAAAGGAUGAAAAAAAAUAUACCAACUUAUUUAAAUAUUUAAUUUCUUCAAUAUUUCAAUAUUUUUUUUUUUCAAAAAACAGUGAUAAGAAUAUGUUACAAGAUAAAUAUGAAGGUGCCACAAAUAUUAUUUUAAGACAUAUGAAAGAAAAUAUGACAAUAAUAUAUCAUAGGAAUUUAUUUCUAAAUGUUUUUUUUCAAAAUAUAUUAUCUUCUUCAUAUAUAUUAUCAUCUCCAUUUUGUUUUAAAAAACAAAUUUUAAAUUUUUUACAAACUAUUUUGAACAAACAAAAAGCUUCUGAUCAUUUUAUAAGCUUAUCCAAAUUUUUUCUUCUUAAUAAUUAG